Molecule: messenger RNA, 10458 nt
Organism: Heterocephalus glaber (naked mole-rat)
Lineage: Eukaryota; Metazoa; Chordata; Mammalia; Rodentia; Bathyergidae
Source: RefSeq, a predicted model, not a curated record
UCGGCGGCCGCCGCCAUGUCCAAGGUAACGGCGCCCGGGCCCGGGCCGCCUGUGGCUGCGGCGGCGGGCGGGAAGGAGAAGCGCUCCUUCAGCAAGCGGCUGUUCCGGAGCGGCCGCGCGGGUGGCGGCGGCGCGGGGGGCCCCGGGCCGGCCGCGCCCUCCUCGCCGUCCUCAGCGCGCUCGGUGGGCAGCUUCAUGAGCCGUGUCCUCAAGACGCUGUCCACGCUCUCGCACCUUAGCUCCGAGGGCGCCGCCCCGGACCGCGGCGGCCUCCGCAGCUGCUUCCCGCCCGGGCCGGCCGCCGCGCCNNCGCCACCGCCCGCCUCGCCUGCCUCGCCCGCGCCGCCCGCCUGCGCCGCCGAGCCGGUGCCCGGCGUGGCGGGGCUCCGCAACCACGGCAACACGUGCUUCAUGAACGCCACGCUGCAGUGCCUCAGCAACACCGAGCUCUUCGCCGAGUACCUGGCGCUGGGCCAGUACCGGGCGGGGCGGCCCGAGCCCUCGCCCGACCCCGAGCAGUCCGCGGGCCGCGGCGCGCAGGGCCAGGGCGAGGUCACCGAGCAGCUGGCGCACCUGGUGCGGGCCCUCUGGACCCUGGAGUACACCCCGCAGCACAGCCGCGACUUCAAGAGUAUUGUGUCAAAGAACGCACUGCAAUAUCGGGGAAAUUCCCAGCAUGAUGCCCAAGAGUUUCUGCUGUGGCUUUUGGAUCGAGUUCAUGAAGAUCUUAAUCAUGCUGUAAAGCAGAGUGGCCAGCCUCCUCUGAAGCCACCAUCAGAGACUGAUAUGAUGCCUGAGGGACCAUCUUUUCCUGUGUGUAGCACUUUUGUACAAGAACUUUUUCAAGCCCAGUACCGAUCUUCUUUGACAUGUCCUCACUGUCAGAAACAGAGCAACACUUUCGACCCUUUCCUCUGCAUUUCUUUGCCUAUUCCUCUACCCCACACAAGGCCUCUCUAUGUCACUGUAGUGUAUCAAGGGAAGUGUUCUCACUGCAUGAGGAUCGGUGUGGCCGUGCCUCUGUCUGGGACUGUCGCCAGACUUCGGGAAGCAGUGUCUAUGGAAACAAAGAUCCCCACUGAUCAGAUUGUGUUAACAGAAAUGUACUAUGAUGGAUUCCAUCGUUCAUUUUGUGAUACAGACGACCUGGAAACAGUCCAUGAAAGUGACUGCAUUUUUGCCUUUGAGACUCCAGAAAUAUUUAGGCCUGAAGGAAUUCUCAGUCAAAGAGGAAUUCACUUAAACAACAAUCUGAACCACUUAAAAUUUGGCUUAGAUCAUCAUAGACUGUCUUCUGCUACACAAACAACAGCAAAGCAAGGGAAAAUGGAUCAGCCCACCACCAGAGCAGGAAGCGACAAGAUCGUCCUGUUGGUGUGUAACAGAGCCUGCACUGGGCAGCAAGGGAAGAGAUUUGGACUGCCUUUUGUCCUGCACUUGGAGAAGACAAUAGCAUGGGACCUUUUACAGAAGGAAAUCUUGGAAAAGAUGAAGUAUUUCUUGAGGCCUACUGUUUGCAUUCAGGUAUGUCCAUUCAGUUUGCGUGUGGUCAGUGUUGUGGGAAUAACCUACCUGCUGCCCCAGGAGGAGCAGCCCCUGUGCCACCCGACAGUAGAAAGGGCAUUAAAAUCUUGUGGACCAGGUGGUACUGCUCAUGUGAAAUUAGUAGUAGAAUGGGACAAAGAGACAAAAGACUUCUUGUUUGUAAAUACUGAAGACGAAUACAUCCCUGACUCAGAAAGUGUCCGUCUACAGAAGGAACGUCAUCAUCAGCCUCAGACCUGUACUUUAUCCCAGUGUUUCCAACUCUACACCAAGGAGGAGCGGCUUGCCCCAGAUGAUGCCUGGCGUUGCCCACACUGUAAGCAGCUGCAGCAGGGGAGCAUAACACUAAGCCUGUGGACUCUGCCCGAUGUGCUUAUCAUACACCUCAAGAGAUUUCGCCAGGAAGGAGACAAGCGUAUGAAACUUCAGAAUAUGGUCAAGUUUCCCUUGACUGGCCUGGACAUGACACCUCAUGUGGUUAAGAGAAGCCAGAGCAGCUGGAGUUUGCCAUCCCAUUGGUCCCCAUGGAGAAGGCCCUAUGGACUCGGGAGGGACCCUGAGGACUACAUCUAUGACCUGUAUGCUGUGUGCAAUCAUCAUGGCACCAUGCAAGGGGGGCACUACACAGCUUAUUGUAAGAACUCUGUGGAUGGUUUCUGGUAUUGCUUUGAUGACAGUGAUGUGCAGCAGCUGUCAGAAGACGAGGUGUGCACACAGACAGCCUACAUCCUUUUCUACCAAAGGCGGACAGCCAUCCCGUCAUGGUCGGCCAACAGCUCAGUGGCAGGCUCCACGAGUUCUUCCCUGUGCGAACACUGGGUGAGCCGGCUCCCAGGGAGCAAGCAAGCCAGCGUGACCUCAGCAGCUUCUUCCAGACGCACCUCCCUGGCCUCACUCUCAGAGUCUGUGGAGAUGACUGGGGAAAGAAGUGAAGAUGAUGGAGGCUUUUCAACUCGACCAUUUGUGAGAAGUGUCCAGCGUCAGAGCUUGUCAUCCCGAUCUUCUGUCACCAGCCCUCUGGCCGUCAAUGAAAAUUGCAUGAGACCUUCUUGGUCCCUGUCUGCUAAGCUGCAGCUGCGUUCCAGUUCACCCUCCCGAUUCUCAGGGGACUCUCCAGUUCACAGCUCUGCCUCCACCUUGGAGAAGAUCGGGGAGGCAGUGGAUGACAAGGUCUCCAUUUCUUGCUUUGGUAGUUUGAGGAAUCUUUCUAGCAGUUACCAGGAACCAAGCGGUAGCCACGGUCGGCGUGAGCACAAAGCUGUGGGCCGGGCCCCAUUGGCUGUCAUGGAAGGCGUGUUCAGAGAUGAGUCAGACACCCGAAAAUUGAACUCCAGUGUUGUAGAUACACAGAGCAAAAACCUAGCACAAGGGGAUCACUUACCUCCAGUCUCUGAUCCAUUUGAUAACAACAAUCAGAUUGCUUAUGUGGAUCAGAGUGAUUCUGUAGACAGCUCUCCAGUCAAAGAGGUGAAGCCCCCGAGCCACCCAGGCUCACUCACAAAGAAACCAGAGAGCACAACCAAGAGAUCCCCCAGUUCCAAAGGCACUUCUGAGCCAGAUAAAAGCUUGCGGAAGGGGAGGCCAGCCUUGGCAAGCCAGGACUCCUCUCUUUCAAGUACAUCCCCUUCUUCUCCUGUGCCAGUAAAAGUCUCUCUAAAGCAUUCCCGCUCUCGAAGCAAAGCAGAUUCAUCUUCCAGGGCCAGUGGGCGGCAUUCAUCCCCUGCCCCUGGCCAACCCCGAAAGGAGGCGUCCUCCAAGUCCCAGGACUCUGUGUCAUCUCCUUCACCACAGAAGCAGAAGUCAGCUGCUGCCCUUGCCUACACUGCUUCCUCUACGUCUGCCAAAAAAGCCUCAGGCCCUGCCUCCAGGGGCCCCUUCCCUCCUGGGAAGAGCAGGACUUCAGACCGGACCUUGAAUAGAGAGGGCUCCAGACAAAGCCUGGGUUCUGAUAGAGCCAGCGUCACCUCCAGCUCCAAACCCAGCUCUCCACGGGUGAGCCAGGCCAGGGUGGGGGAAGGCAGAGGUGACGGCAAACAUGUCCGGAGCUCUUCCAUGGCCAGCCUGCGCUCCCCUAGCACGAGCAUGCGGUCCGGUCUGAAGAGAGAUAGCAAGUCUGAGGACAAGGGGCUGUCUUUCUUUAAGUCCGCCUUGAGACAGAAGGAAACUCGGCGGUCCACCGAUCUUGGCAAGACAACCCUGCUCUCUAAAAAGGCUGGUGGGAGCUCUGUCAAGUCGAUUGGUAAGAAUGUUAUGGAUGACAAGGCCGAGAAAGGCUACCAGACUCCAGGCUCCCUGCAGCCAAAUGCAAAUGCAGCUGGAAAGGAGCCUGUCUCCAAGGACCCUCCUUCUGCUAAACAUUCCCUGCUGUCUGCUCGAAAAUCCAAGUCUUCCCAGCUAGAUUCUGCAGUUCCUGUGUCUCCCAGUGGCAGGCAGUUUGCUGAGAAAGCCUCCAAAAAGUUACCUGCUAGCAUGCAAACCUCUGCACGGCCUUCUCAGAAACCUCAGUGAUAUUUCUGCAGUCCCCAAGUGUUUUAUCUGUAAAGAUGUUUAUUUAUUUAGAAGCUCCCCCUCCCACCAAAGCCCUUUAUGCUUUUGUUUUGUAUUUUUGGGGGUAAUAUGCCUGACUGUGUGCGUGUGUGUGUGUGUGUGUGUGUGUGCGCGUGCGCGUUUGUGUAUGUAUGAGGACAAUUCAAUUGCAAAUUGUUAAAAGCGUCGCCUUAUUCUGCCGUUGAACCAAAUAACAGCCAUAGGCAAAGCAUCGAUGCCAAGCUAACUGGAAUAAUUGUAGAUGAUACCCUGGACAGCUCCUUUAGCAGAUGUACAUAUUUCUUUGUAGAGAACUCUGAUGACUUUCAUUGGACACUAGGGUUCUGAAGCCUGUGGGCCAGUUAAGCUAUCAUUAGUGCAUAGGUUUUGACUUGCGUUUCAUUUGAGCAGGAUCUGCCCUCACUGGAAUUUUCGAGCGGCACCAGGAGCUCUAAAAAUUGUGACGCUAACAAUAAAACAGAGGGAAAAACUUGCUUUCUUCACUUUCACCCCAUCUACUAGUCUUUGUAAAGGGCAAUAUUUUAACACUAAUGUUUCUCAGGUAUAAAUACUCAGCCAGUCCAGGAUGGAUGUGCAUCAGUAAAUGGAUUUAAGAGGAAGGUGACAUGUGAGCGACUGGGUCAUUUCUCUUACUGCCACAGAUGGAAGUUUCAGAGGUAAACAUGAAAUCUUUCACUACCUUCAUAUCUGCAGAGAUCUGCGUACCCUGCCCCAUCUUAACACUUGGGAUAUGUCCUAAGGUGGCAGACUGGAUAACCAGAAAGCCAGUCACUAGUUAAAUUAUUUUCCUUCUACAUUUGCUAGCUAAGGCCAUUGGGAUUUUGAGGUGUAGCAGAGCAGCUAAUACCUUUAAAAGAAACCUGGAAAGAAAUGUGUUCUAAACCGGAGGCAUGGGUCGAUACCAUUUUCUUUCUCUGGUGUUGAUUUUUUCUUGUUAGAAGUUGAAGGCUCCGCGCUGCACCUUGUCUGCAUGCUUGUUUCCUCAUCUUGUAAUUUAGAAAGAAACUGCCUCCUGCCAAGAAUCAGUGAUGGUGUUUGGAAGCGAUGUAUGAUGAAGUAUUAAUACGCAUUUUGGAUCCUGCCUGUGUCAGUCUUUGUGAAGACGCCUUUCAGUAAUUCAUUUGUCUUCUUUGUGCUGAGGAUUUAAUUUCAUACCAAGAUCUUGCACGCAGGAUUUGGAGAAUAUCCCAUCUGGCAUUGUCAGUACAAAUUGCAUUUUUUUUUAAUAGAAAAGGGGGAGCCUCACAAAUAUCAGAUGAGCAAAAUCUAUACUUUCUCAGGCUUUGUGGAGGUCUCCUGGCAGUACUUUCCUGCUCAAGUUUUAGCUUUUCUUUUUCUAUUUUUUCUUAAUAUUAAGAGUCACAGUCCUGAUUCUUCUUGAAUAGCAUUUCAGUUGCCAUAAAAUAUAAAAUAUAGCAUGUUAAGUUAGUUUAUGUGCUUUACUUUUUUUUUUUUUGUCAAAGACUCCUGAAGUUCUUUCUGAACUCUUGGUGCACAGAUCCAUUUGUCAUCACCCUUCUCAGUAUUGCUGUGUAUGAAGUAACUACAACACAUAAGCAUGGAUAGCUGUGAAUUCUGCGCUGCCUUUUCCUUUUCUUCUGUUUCUUUUUUCCAUGAAUACCUCUUGGGAAAUAUUUCCAGUGGGUUACUUAACUUUAUGUUGCUGCUAAUUUGAGGAUUAGCUGGUAAUUUACUGUCUUGCUCCAUGUAAUUCACUGAACAUGAGCCCAUUGCCCAUUGCCCAUUGCACUCAUUCCCAUCCUCGCCUCUUCACUGGGUUUGCCUGUGAUGUUGGUGGCUUUCCAGAGCAACAGUGCUCUCUGCCAUCGAUAUUAUCAUUGCUUCCCGUGGCACAUUGACAGCCUCAUCAUUGUUUAGCCUCCACUCUAACAUUCCUGUGUUGCUUUUAUUUCCUGAGAAAGAUCCACCAAAUGAGGGACCAUCACUAUGAAGAAUUGAAUGUUUAUCUCAUUUGAAUUUUUCUGAGUUAGGUCUCAUUUGAAAUUUCUCAUUUGAAAUUUCUUAAUAGUAGCCAGGGGAUUUUAAUAACACUUUUUUUUUUCCCUAGUCAGUUAAGCAUUAGUAGAAACUAGUUUAAUUUUCACAGUGGUAAACAUUUUUAUUCUGUAGUCCUGUAGGAAUGGAUUUUUUAUUAUGUGUAAUGUCUUCUUUUAAAACUCCACAAAUCUUUUUAAUUUUCCAUGGGACCUAGAAUAAAAUUUCUAUAAUAAAAUCUAUAACUAUGUCUAUGGAAUUUAGUUCUUGUUUCAAAUUUAAUUAAAUAGAAAAAAAAAUCAGUAUUAUGGCAUUAUCUAGGAAUCAUUAAGCUAUUAUAUCUCCAUGGCUGGUAAACAAUGAAAAUUUCACUAUUCCUAACAACUAGGAAUAAUUUGAAGGCACAGAAGAGGAUAUUUUGCCCAGAAGUUUGAAGAUGCUCUUUGAAGAAUAUCUUAGGGAACACUGUUACCCGGCUCAGUUCAGUUCUUUGUGAGGGUUAGAGACUUGUUUUUUGUUUUUCUUCCCUCCAGUGAUAUUUGGCACAAUGAACACAUACCAGCUUUAGGGUUAAAAAUGGUCUGCCAAGGGCAAAAAGCCUGGGUUUCUGGUCAGCAACCAGAUGGGCCUAAUUAGUGCAGUCACUUCCUGAUAGGCACCAACUAAUCACUGCAUUUCCUGUAAGCACCACAUAAUCACCAACUUGGAUUUGUAGUGUUUGCUUGCCUAAAGAAAAAACAUAAACCUUUUUAUUCUUGAUUUCUUUUUCUGUAAAAAUGAAGUGCAUUGAGACUACCAUUUCUUAAGACAGCCCUACACCUCUGUAAUCCCUUAGACAGGUGGAAGAGCGGAAACCUGUAAGCUCCUGUUGUCUCCGACGGCCUCCUCCCUCUGUAUUUUCUCCUCCUAAUAGCCUAACUGAAAGUAAUAUGCUGGUCCAAUAAAAGUGAAUGUGGGAGUCUUUGUAGUUUGCUAAAUAUUGUCCUCUCUGUGAGGCUGCCUCAAACUCUUGAAGUCAUUCUUUCAUCAUUCAUAUGUUUUGCAAACAUUCAUUGAGCGCCUGCAUUACAUUUAAAGGCAAGCUGGAAAGCUUCAGGGAUUUGGAGUAGCUAAGGAGCCCGGAGGACACAGCUGAUCCAGCAGAGGAUGCUGAUGAUGUCCUAAAGCAGUGAUGCUCCUUCUCAGCAUAAGAUCUAAUGGGCUCAGGUCAGUUGGCUAAGGCUUGUGGUCUUCUCGAGCACGUAUGUUCUGUGUAGAAACCAAAAGUGCCCUUCUCUGGAGAUACUGCACUCAUAUCCACCAGUUCAGACUGAGCUGUCUGUGCUGUUUAGGGAUUGAAAAACCCAUUCUGCAGUCGCUGAACAUUAGAGUGUAUCUACCCAUGCUUGUAUGAGGUAGAUGUGUCGAUUUGUGUGUGUGUGUGUGUAUGUGUGUGUUGGGGGGUGUCUUCCCUCUAAUGAUCAUUUGAAAAAACAGAACAGUAGUGGCAGCUUUAGGGAAAACGAAGCAGAGAAAAGCUGUGAACCAAGCUCGUCUAUUUCAAAUUUUUAAAAAGUAGAUGGACAUCUGAUGCUCUUAUUCUGACAAAUUACUGGACAUUACUGAACAUUCUGGCAAGUUACUGUUUCUUCUAUAGAUGGUUGUUAUCAGAUAACAAAGAUACUUAGUGUUCCUGGCUUGGGUUUUUGAGAUAGGAUGCAAAUUAUAAGCACAGAUUCAAUAAAACGCAUUCUGGAGGCACACUGGAGUUUAUAUUUGUAGUUGACAAGGUCAAAAUUUGCUGACAAACCAGUGCCUGUCAUAAACACAAAACAGCUUUAGUGUGCAGGCUAUUUUGCCUUCAAUUUCAUAAAGGAUACAUUAUUGUUAAUCUGAUUACAUGUUUUGGGGAUGAGUCAUCCAAUGCUUUUAUUUAAAUAAAUACUCAGUGUCUCAUACGCCCUUUGAUCAACUCCCAAAGUGUCUUUGCUGCUGCAUUUUGAGCAUGACCAAUCAUUUUUUACCCCGAGUAAUGAAAACAAUUUUGCAUGCCCUCCAUCUAACCAAGAAAGCAUGCUCUUCCUACCUAUGCAAACAACCAAUUUAAAAAAAGACUGUACUAAAUGUUAAGUUUUAAGAACUCAACUCUUAGAUUAUGGAGCUCUAUUUUUGACUUUGUAAUUUUUAAAAUGUGGCUUAAUCAGUAUAGAUGAGCAUGAAUGUGACUUCUUGGUUUGCUUUAUAUAUAUAUUUCUCCUUACCGAUUUAUUUUUAAUCAUUGGCGAGAUUGUGUGUAAAAUAAAAAUUUUGCAGGCAGGGGUGGAAUUAGGUAUGUUGAGCAUACACAUUGAUGUACAUACUGUAUUUAGCCUGAAGACUUUCCUAAAGUAUUUUGUUCUAAAAAUAACCUGCCAUUUUCUAUAGAUUUUAAUUUUUUAUAUCUUCUAGAGUUCUAUUGUGGUCACAAGGAAAGAAUGCGGACUCAAACAGUGCUAACAAUUUUCACAUGCUUUUGUAGAGACUUAGAGCUGUUUUGGAAAGCUUUGGAGCUUCCCUCCCACUGAUCACAGGAAGAACAAGGCCCUGAAACUUAUGAUAGUGUUGCACAGUGGAUUUGGGCCUGGAUCCAUCUAAUGCUCAUUUAGAACCAGUGUUUUCCACUGGGAGAGAAGGAGGUUCGUAGCUCACUUGAGAAGCUGUUUUGAGUCUCACACGAACCCCCUGAGAUUCUCUGAGGCCUGUUCCAAGUGACUCAGCUGUGGGGAUACCCAGCAUUCAUGAGGACGGUCUAGGGAACUUGUAACGUGUGCAUCCACCGCCCAGGCUUUUGACCUAAUUAGCAUAGAGGUGGGUCCAGGAAUCACCACGUAUCCUGAGGUUCCUGCAUGUUUCUAAUCUGCAGUCAGGAUUAAGAACCACUGUGAUACACCAUCCCCUUGCUGAGAAUUAUGGUGAGAAUCACUGCCAUACACGAAGUACUCAGGAGUGACUCCCAAUUCCUCAGUUCUUCUGGAGAGGAAAAUAAAAGAACUACUGAUACCAGUCUCCUGUUUGGAAUACAGAGUGUGGAGCAUUUUGUGGGUGGCUUGAUGCCUGCCAGGGUGGUGGAAAUGGAUGAUCUUAGUUGCUAGAGUGGACAAAGUGACAGAAGGAUCUGUGUCCUUCCCCAGGGCCUUUCUCCUGGAUUCCAUGGUGGGCCUGAGACCCAUUGGGGAGGAGGGAAGUCUAAGUUUAAAAAUACGGAAGGAGAAAAUAGAAAACCUUUCUGGCCUUGGAAAACCUGUCCCUGCUUUUGAUAGAACGAUUGUCUUUUUGUAGUAAUGAAAAUAGCAACUCCCAGGCUGCUGCUGAUUUCCUACAUAGCUUGUUCUCUCCUGUAGUUCUUACUCGUGCAGAAUGUAGUUUCUGGAAUUUUUCUUAGUUUGAAUGUGAAUAUGAGACAUUUUACUUGGAAUCUUUUUUUUUUUUUUCCUUUUGGUAACUUGUUGCUAUUUUUUCAUGUAAUUUUAAAAAAAUCAAGUAGUACACAUCAAAAAUUUGGCCAAUUUAUGUUAACCUAUGGAGGCAAAUGAAAUUUAACUUUAAUCUGUGGUGAGCUGAACGCACUACAACAUCUGCAAAGUUAUCUACUGUGCUCAGGCAGUUUCAUCCUUUUUGAGCAUUAUGCUGCCUACAAAUAUAAACACAGUUUACCUGGUAUUUUAAGAAGUAAAGAUAGAAGGGAAAAUCCAGAUUGGAAAUGCUUCUUUAGAAAGGCCUUCUAGAGUAGUGAAAUGUUUUAUGAUUGUGAAAAUGCAAUAUGAGAUUUCCCAGGUGCUAUUCUAAGUGGUAUGGUGUCAUACCAAAUGGAAAGACAGUGUUUCUAAAGUUGGAGUUCUCUUUGUAGGCCUUUCAAAUAUGCGUUUGUGUUUCGUAUAGGUUUGCUCACCAAUUGUGCCUGUCACCACUGGUUAAAAUUGAAUUCAGGCCCCAUUACCGAAAUAGUUUCUUUCAUAUUUACACUGGAAUUUCUCUAGUUGUCUUAAAAGCUGCAUGUCAUGUCACUGUACACAAAAUGCUUUGGUAUUGUUCAUGCACCAUCGAAAAUUCUGUGUCAUUUUCUUCUUUAGUUGUACAAUAAAAUAGAAGGCAGGAUGUCUUUCCUAGGGGCUGGAAAAAAGUAUCAUACAUUUUAAAUUAUUUUAGACCAAGUGCAUGAAAUGUGUCACUGACUUCUGUUAUUUAUUUGUAUGUUUUGUUAUUCAAGGUGUAUGCACUUUUAAGAAACAGAAUUUAUAUUUUUAUGUUUAAAACAUUUUAUUUCUGAAACAGCAGUUAUAUAGUAUUCAGUUGGAAUUAAGAGAAAAGUGGAAAAUGUAACAAAAUAUAAUAAAUUUAUUACAUAAUGCCCUC